GUCACAUCAGGUCACCGUUAACACACCCACGGUGAACUGAGGGAAAUCUGCACUCACGGUUCACCUGAUCUCACACGUUCUCUUUUCGGUUUCAUUUCUCCUCGAGCAGACCCUAGAAUGGUGCCUAAACCUCGGCAUAACCUCCGUAACAGUCUACGCCUUCAGCAUCGAAAACUUCAAACGCCCCGCGCCCGAAGUCGACCUCCUCAUGGAACUCGCCACAGCCCAACUCGAACAAUUCGCGCUCAAUACCGAUUUCGUCCACCAAAACGGCAUCCGCGUCAACGUUCUCGGUAAUACCUCUCUCUUACCCCCCCACGUCCUCUCCGCUACUCUCAAAGCGGAAGAAGCCACGAGGGGUAAUACAAGAGUGGUGUUGAAUAUUUGUUGUCCGUAUACCUCACGCCAUGAGAUGGCGGAGGCGGUCAACAGGGCGGUUGGGGAAGUGCAGGGGGGGAAUUUGGGGGUGGAGGAGAUAAGCGAGAGUGUUUUGGAUGGGUUUAUGGGGACGGGCGGGCAGCCGGAUCUGGAUAUUCUGGUGAGGACGAGUGGGGAGAAGCGGUUGAGUGACUUUUUGUUGUGGCAGGUGUCGAAACCCUGCCAGAUCCGCUUCGUAGACGUCCUCUGGCCGGAAUUCACGUUCUGGGAUAUGGUGCCCAUCCUGCUGGCGUACCAGGCGCAUUAUCCGGAGAUGGUGAAGGAGCGGGCGGCCUUGGCUGCACAAAAUCAAACCUCAACGUCGAAUGGGGGGAAGGUGGUUGUUGGGGAUGCCGUGGCCAAGACGGCGAAGAGCAUACGCGAUCCUCGCGAUCCGGCGAUUGUUGUGCAUAAUCCGGGGAGGGUGGAGAAGCAGAGACGGAUGGGGAGUGCGGGGCAUUAGGUGUAUUUGAUAGUCUGAAGACCCUUAACGGGAUGCAGUGUAGGGUAGUGGAAGGUAGACAUCAGUUUUUGGCAAGGGCGAGCGGGGAUCGUCCCGGUUGUAGGGUGUCUAUUUACGUACGUAGUUUCAUAUCAUGUCAAUACCCUUCACACAUUUCUAUCAUAUUUUGUUUUCUCGGGGUUGACG
Messenger RNA from Fimicolochytrium jonesii, 1066 nucleotides. Its product is annotated as putative undecaprenyl diphosphate synthase-domain-containing protein. The transcript is spliced from 2 exons. Gene Ontology annotation, molecular function: ditrans,polycis-polyprenyl diphosphate synthase [(2E,6E)-farnesyl diphosphate specific] activity. Gene Ontology annotation, cellular component: dehydrodolichyl diphosphate synthase complex; endoplasmic reticulum; membrane. The record is from RefSeq and is a predicted model, not a curated record. Lineage: Eukaryota; Fungi; Chytridiomycota; Chytridiomycetes; Spizellomycetales; Powellomycetaceae. Bases 209 to 880 code for a protein of 223 amino acids.